AUGUCGUCACCCAAUCGCACUCAAAUAAGAAACUCUCUCAGUGAUGCAAUACACACACUUUCAAAGACUGAAGAGACUCAUGAAAAUCCCACCAAGAAUCUCCCUCCUGUCUUCAGCAACACAGCCGCUCAUAUACCACUAGUCCAAGCUGUUUUUGCAUCAUGCAAGAAUCACGUUAAAAAUUGGUCUGCUCAGGAUGAAGAAUCUACCGAUGAAGUGGGCCGAAUCUUAGUACAGUGCAAUAAGAAAGUGACGAGACUGGACGAUAUCUUCCAGGGUGUCAUUGACAGCUCUGAUGCGGUGCAGCAGUAUCCAAGGGUUGCGCAAGGCAUCGGAUUGGAGAUUCUGAUGAGAGACAUCCUUCAAAAUGCGAUUGAACUGACAAGGAGUCCACUCUUUGCGAAAGACAACGAGAUUAGCUCGCAAAUUGAAGAACUGGGGGAAGCAUUGCGACAGGUCAAUAUGAUACCUUCCUCGUUGCCAAAGGUUUCUCAUGAAUUCCACAAUUCAGGGUCUGGUUCUAUGCAUGUGAACACUGGGAGUGGGUCUCAGAGUAACAAUACGGGCAAAGGGUUUCAAUUCAAUGGACCAGUCAACGGACUGAACAUUGCGAGAAAUGGGGUUUGA
This is a messenger RNA of Penicillium waksmanii, 627 nucleotides long. RefSeq lists its product as uncharacterized. Bases 1 to 627 code for a protein of 208 amino acids. NCBI's taxonomy places the organism in Eukaryota, Fungi, Ascomycota, Eurotiomycetes, Eurotiales, Aspergillaceae. The record is from RefSeq and is a predicted model, not a curated record. The transcript has a single exon.